AUGAUUUCUGAAGCACUUUUGGUGAUCAAAUGUGAUGCUGCUUGUGAAGCAUGUAUCACAGAGCUUAGUGCAGAGAAAGCACUUAAUGAAUGUGAACUUCGGAAAGAAAAUGGUGAACUUCGGAAAGAAAAUGAUCAGAGAAGAACCCAAUUUAGGAAUGGCUGGCAGAACACAUCAUUGUACCCUGACUGGAGGAAAGAAUUUUUCCAGGCUGCAAAUGUUAUUCUAGAUCCAGCCACAGCCCAUCCUGCCCUCAUCUUGUCUCAAGGGAACAAAUGUGUAACAUGUGGAACGAAGUCUCAAGAUCUGCCUAAGGACCCAAGGAGAUUUAAUUUCCUUCCCUGUGUUCUGGGUCACCCAGUCAUCACCUCGGGGAGGAUUUACUGGGAAGUAGACAUCAGAGACAGUGGAGCCUGGGACCUGGGAAUAUGCAGCGAUAAUGUAAUGAGGCAGGGGAGGAUUUGUGUAAAACCUGAGGAUGGUUUCUGGGCCAUCAGGUUUUAUAAAAGUGAGUACUGGGCACUCACCUCUCCAGAAAUGCAGCUUACUCUAAAAGAGACCCCUACCAGAGUGUGUAUUUUCUUAGAGUAUGAGGAUGGACGUAUCUCAUUCUAUAAUAUGACAGAUAAAUCCCACAUUCACACCUUCUUUCAAGGUUCCUUUAAUGGGUCUCUAAGGCCUUUUUUCAGGCUUUGGCUCGGUGAUUCAAAACAUGUGACCAUCUGUCCAGUGCCUGAAGCAUAACCCUUACUGUGGUCCCUCCCCUGUAUUAGGAGCACCUAAGACCUGCAGUGUGGAUUGAAGCAUGAGGAAAUGACAUGAAUUCUCCUAUACCAGAAGCAAAUUAUUUUUCCUUGUCCUUUUCUUUGGUUCUCCCUAACAUUUUAUGUCCUUCAUAAAUGACUCCCCAAAGGCAUGGUGAAGUGUGGAAAAGUGUAUGUUGCUUAUGCUACGUUUAAUGAAAAUAUAUAUACAUAUAAAACAUACACACUGAUAUAAUAGAAUCAUUUUAUUUCUAUAAAUGUAUACAGGGAACUAGUGUGUGUGAUUGUUCAUACAAUGUUGAAACUUUAAUAUCUGACAAAGGUAGGAAUAAAGAGAAUAACAUUUUAUUUUAUACUCUUUUAUACCUUUGGGUUUUGUACUAUGUUUAUAAAGUGAUAUGCAGAAAAAUAAACUUAGU
Messenger RNA from Zalophus californianus (California sea lion), 1183 nucleotides. Its product is annotated as butyrophilin subfamily 1 member A1-like. Lineage: Eukaryota; Metazoa; Chordata; Mammalia; Carnivora; Otariidae. Gene Ontology annotation, molecular function: protein binding. The transcript has 7 exons. Bases 1 to 744 code for a protein of 247 amino acids. The record is from RefSeq and is a predicted model, not a curated record.